ACUCUUCAUUGAAAGUUAAUCUGCCUUUGCUACUUCGGUGAUGAACCUCUUUCAUAAAUUGAGUAACUGGUUACGUUUAAAACGUCAAGAGGCCAAUGUCUUGUGCGUGGGGCUCGACAACAGUGGGAAGUCAACAAUUAUUAACCAGCUGAAGCCAUCUUCUGCUCAGACUCAAGAUAUUGUGCCAACUAUAGGAUUCUGUGUUGAAAAAUUCAGCACUUCCAGCCUCACUUUUACUGUAUUUGAUAUGUCAGGACAAGGACGGUACCGGAGCCUUUGGGAACAUUAUUACAGGGACGCCCAUGCCAUAAUCUUCGUAAUUGACAGUGGAGACAAAGUGAGGAUUGUAGUUGCCAAAGAAGAACUGGAUAUGCUUCUUCAUCAUUCUGAUGUGAAACACAGGAGGAUUCCAAUCCUUUUCUUUGCCAACAAAUCAGACCUACAGGAUUCCUUGUCCUCUGUUAAGGUGUCUCAGAUGAUGGGAUUGGAUAACAUUAAAAAUAAGCCUUGGCAUAUUUGUGCCAGCAAUGCUUUGACAGGGGAAGGGCUGCAAGAAGGAGUUGAUUGGCUUCAGGAUCAAAUUCGUUCACUGAAAUCAUGAAGAAGCAAUGAAAGUGAGGGGCUAAGGAUGUGUUUGUUCUAAAGUGAUAUUUAAACAGAAUCACUUGCUAAAAAAUCUAAAGAUCAGGAGUACAAUUCCCAAGUCACUGCUCACCAGAUUUACUUUAUAUUGUUUUGGUUUUUCAUGUGUGCAGCAUUAGGAUUGUGCCGCUGAUGUUGCAUUUUAAUUUUGUAAUUAAUUUUCUAGUGACUUCAGUGAUGUCAUUUUGUGAAUGUGUUUGUUUUUUGUAUGGGAGAUGCCAGUUUGUGUCACUGCUCACAACGGGUAUCACCAUUUUGUGUGUCUGCUCACUAUAAUGCUAAGUAGUUGCUGGGCAUGUGAUCCAGUUGAGACAUGACCCAUGAUACCAUUGUGACCAUGUAAUAAAAGAUGGCUGCCUGCCUUGUGCAGUGUCCCGGCUUUGUUGUAAA
This is a messenger RNA of Erpetoichthys calabaricus (reedfish), 1032 nucleotides long. Its product is annotated as ADP-ribosylation factor-like protein 6. Gene Ontology annotation, cellular component: cytoplasm; axoneme. Gene Ontology annotation, biological process: intracellular protein transport; protein localization to cilium; cilium assembly. The record is from RefSeq and is a predicted model, not a curated record. Gene Ontology annotation, molecular function: GTPase activity; GTP binding. The transcript has 7 exons. NCBI's taxonomy places the organism in Eukaryota, Metazoa, Chordata, Cladistia, Polypteriformes, Polypteridae. The coding region runs from base 41 to 601 and encodes 186 amino acids.